Ctenopharyngodon idella (grass carp) is the source of this 6570-nucleotide messenger RNA. RefSeq names its product slit homolog 3 protein. Lineage: Eukaryota; Metazoa; Chordata; Actinopteri; Cypriniformes; Xenocyprididae. The record is from RefSeq and is a predicted model, not a curated record. Gene Ontology annotation, cellular component: plasma membrane. The coding region runs from base 2008 to 3048 and encodes 346 amino acids. Gene Ontology annotation, molecular function: protein binding. The transcript is spliced from 2 exons.
AAAAUUCUAUAUAAAUUAUAUACUGUUAGCCUAUAAAAAUGGUUUGUGUCAACUGGUUGUCUGCCAUUGUCUCUUCAGUCGUAACCCCAUAUUCUUCUUUAGUCAUGUAAUGGGGACAGAAUAAGCUAGUGACUCGUUUUCCCAGGGAAUCAAAGGGGAUCACUUGCCAUUGUUUAAUGAGUUUGAAUGAAUAUUUGCAGCCAGGACAUGCAGUUGACUGGAAUGAAUCAUUGAUGUUGAAGGUUUUUCCAUUAUUCAUGUACAAAUUGUAUGCAUUAUUUAAUCACACAUGAUCUCGUAUUUCUGCCCCUGACCCCCAUCGCACCUCGUGUUGGGCCACUUUAGUUUGCAGUGAAGGUUAGUAUGUAGGCAUAACCCCAGCAAUGAGGCUGGCACGUUCACCCGGAUGUAACAAGCGUGGGGGUUUUGUACUUGAAACAAAAAGAAACAUUAGACAGAAUGUUAGGGACUGUUAAUCUCAGUCAAGAUUCAUGGGAAUUAUUUAUUUAAUUGUACUUCUUUAUUUUGCCAUAUAAUCAAAAUGAAUGGUGAUUGAGGGAUGCAUAACUUAUUUACCACGGAGAAAAAAAAGAAACUCGUAUAGGCUAUGGGUAUUUAAUAACGUGGGUGAGAACAAUAUUUUGGGUUGUACUGUCUCUUUAAAUCGGCAUAAACGGCUGCUCCGUCACGCUUCACAAUGACAUAAAAACGGUGAAGCCUUUGCGUAAUCCCCUAGCGUCUUUAAAAAUCCGUUUGAGACUAAAUUCUGGGGAUUAAUUCUGUGUUAUAUAAUAAAUGUCUUAGAUGAGCCUAUUGUAACGGCUGACAUUGACGACAUAUUUCUAAAUUUAGACAUCAGGAAUUGGCAGAUUGUUGUGCGUAAUAAAAUCGCAUUGGACACUGAAUUCUAGGGAAUUAUAAAGCUAUUUUAAGUAAAGAGAGAAUGCAACGUAGGUUAUACAAGGAUAGCCGUGGUUUGAAAAAGUAUUGGAUUAUGAUGACCAAAUGUGACAGCUGCCCUUCUGAGUGCACAAAUUGUUCCUUUCAGCCAAAUCUUUCCUGUAAAUCGUUUGAAAUGGAUUAAAUGUUAAAAAUAUCGCUCUGUUUGUUUAAAUGUUUAUACGACUUAUUUAAUUCUUUACUAAAUUAGCAGACGCUUAAAGUCUGCUAAAUCAAUGUAAUAUGUAGCUAUAUUUUAAUUCAUACGAUUUUAAUAAAUAAAAUAAAAAAAUUAUUAAAAUUUUAAGCACACUGGUGUUAGUAGGCUACGGCUUAAUGCAAGUUAUAUUCAUAUUCUAAAUUGGCCUUUUUUUUUAGCUAAAUCAUGGCCGCAACUAACUGAAAAAAAUAAUCAUCACAAAUUCAAUUGCAAUAAACAGCAAUUUGUACGUAUACAUACAUCUAUAUUGGAACGUUUUAGAGCAUUAUGUUAAUAUGAUUGGGUCAGAACGUAAAAGAAUCGCUUAUUGUUUUUAACAGGUUCUUUGAAAGUAAAACAAUCCGUUCGAAAGAACCGAUUCGUGGAAAUGAGUCUGUCCUCCCAUCACUAGUGCGCUGCUUGUCUUUGGUGUGGAGCUGGAGUAGGAGAAAGAACGCUGUUAUAGACAAGAACCACGUUUUUUUUUUUGCCGUAUAUUUAGUGGAGAAAAGGAAUAUAACAAUAACUGUUUCACGCAUUCUUUGUCGGCUACUACUAGCAGUACAGAUUUUUUAACUGUGUUUAUUGCGUUGUGACCGUGUGGGGGAAAAACAGAAUUGAGUCGCAUAUGGUUUUAAGGCGAUUAAAUGCUUCUGACAGACAUUUCAGCUGCCCUGCAGACUGCGAAUAUUCUGCUGAUCUGUAAAAGUCUGUUUUUCAGUCUCAGUAGCUUACAGAAACAUUUAUGGAAUGUUCAGAGAUCUCGUUCCUCUUCUGUAGAAAGCUGAGGAUUCGUUAAUCGACGUCUUGGACAAACAUUUCACGUUUUGUAAAGCUCCAGGUAGCUCUCUUGAAUCUGUCAUCUCAUCAUGUUGCCGUCCGUAGCGAUGCUUUUACUCUUUCUGUCUCCGUCGAGGAGCUCAAGACUGUGUAGUCACCUCUGCCAGUGCUAUGAACACUCAGACCUGGUGGACUGCCAUGCCAGGGGGUUUGAGGAUAUCCCACAUGGACUUCCCCACGGCACCUGGCUCCUAGACCUGGGAGGAAACAAGCUUACGGAGAUCCGGAGUCGAGCUUUCGCUGGCCUUUGGUCUUUGCGUAUUCUAGUGCUCUCGGACAGCAGCAUCAAGUUUCUUCAUACGCAGGCUUUUUUCUCUCUGUCCUUUCUGGAGAAGCUAGACAUGAGUCGUAACAACCUCACUCAAAUCCCUCCUAAUUUCUCGGAGAACCUGUCUUCUCUGCGUGAGUUGCGGCUGGACCACAAUGCACUGGUGCUUUUGAAACCUCCAGGCCUAGAACAUCUGGAGAACCUUGAGAAGCUGGACCUCAGGCACAAUCGUAUCCAAUCUGUUGAACCCGGCGCGUUCCGUGGCCUGUCCCGCCUGCGCCACCUUUACCUCCAAGGAAACCACCUGGGUGUUGUGAGAGACGGAUCUCUCACCAUGCUGCCCGGACUGGAAGUUCUGCUCCUGGGGAACAACAACAUCUCUCGCAUCGAGGUUAAUGCACUAGCACCAUUACACAGUCUUUCUCUUUUGGGCUUGGAGGGGAAUCAUCUGGAACACCUGAACUUUAAGACAUUCCUGAGCUUGCACACAGCUGCUACACACUUGCAGUUGGCUGGGAACCCGUGGAACUGUGACUGCGACCUGCACCGUGUCUUCACCAAGCUGCUUAGUGUGCGGCACCUCCUUGUGGACGACUAUCACAACGUAACUUGUCGGGAGCCCUGGCAGCUUGCUGGAGCCUCUUUGGCUUGGGUGGACAGCCAGUUGUGUGUGGCUGAGACCGUUACUGUGUUAGUCAUCACUGCUACUGUGAUUGUGACUGUCUUUGGUGCCUUGGUCAUGGCAGAGAGAAAACGCAAGAGAAAAUACUGGGAACACAAUGAGGGAGAAGCGCAAGAGUAGUAAGGUGAUUAUACACUGUAAGCCCGAAUAAGUUGCAAAACUCAGUUAAGAAAUUCAAGGUUUAAGUAAGCAGAACUGGCAGAUUUUUAUUUUAUAAAUUUGAAUUGUUCUAACUUGUAAUGUUUGAGUACACUAAUUCAUACAUUUAACUUAAAAUUAUCAUGUAAUAUGUAAGAAAUAAGUUCAUAAAACUCAAAACAAUUAAACGGUUCAGUGUACUUAAAAUGUAUCAGUUCUGUGAACUUGGAAGAAAAAGAAAGUGCUAAAUACUCAUUAAAGUUAAUUUGACUGAACUAAAUUGUUUAAUUUAAGUUUGUCCUACUCAAACCAAUAAUUUUUUUAAGCAUUAGGGUUUACAGUGUACAGAAGGUUAGGACACUUUUCUUUUUAUUUAAACCUUGAAAAUACAGAUACAGAGGUCCAGCUUUGGCCUCUUUUCCUACACUAAUUAAAGCGAGAAACUGGACUGAUACCAUCAGUUCUCAGUUGAUGUGGUGAUGGAAAUAAAGACUCUUUAUGAUGCAAAUCUUGAACAAAAGUAUUGGUAACUUGAAUCUGAUGUAAAUCUGGGAUGUUUCAGAGUAAUAUAGAUAACUAAUUAGUUGUGUAGAUUACCGUAAUUUAGUAUAUUACCGUACAGAAGCCUCUUACAGACUUCUUCUCUUUGCCACUUGCAAACUCUUGUCAAAAGCUACCUUCAACUCUUAUCUCAUUACAUUUACAUAAAAUGGCAAGGUUAUUUUUUAUUUAUUUAAGAAGUACUUUCAGCAGUAGCUUUGCCUGCUGUGAUUUGUUCUUUCUCUUCCUUUCUCUGUCUUAACCAAACAAAUGCCUUUCCCUUAGUUCUAAUCUUGAUGUUUUAUACUGUUUUAAUCCACCUUAUUCCUACGCCCCAUGAUGCUUUGCGCGAAUUAUGGGUGUAACUUCCGUUAAGCUAAACAGUCAGUGAAAGGCUCGCUCUAUGAACGCAAUAAUACGUUUUUUUUUCAAAACUGGGUACAACGAGAUGACAUGAUUAUUCUACUCACCCUUCAAAAGGACAUUUAAACGUGUAAAAGCUAAAAGCAUCAACAAGGUACUUUCAACAGGCCAUGAAAAAGCGCAAUUCUUUCCUCAGCAAUAACGGACGGGUUAAAUAUAACUAUAGUGAUAUAUAUCUGUAUUAUGUGAUAUACGUUGCCUUAAUAAAAAUUGUUCAUGAACUUCAGCAUUGCGUGAUACUAUUUCAAAGUGAUUUCCAUCAUUUUUACAGAUAAUAAAUUGCAUUUACCUGUGAAAACAAACCUGGAAAGAGACGUGAGGCUUUGAGGAGAAAAACGAGAGAUUCUUCGUGCAUUCCAGUGAAUUAUUAAUGGGAUAUAUUGUAAAUUAUAUCGGGAGAACAGACCACAAAUGUGCAGUAUAUGUUGUCCUUUUUCAUACUAUUACAGCGGUAUGCAAAGGGACAAAAGAAAAUAAUCACGAGGAUAGAAAGCAACGACUAAAAAGAGCUCUUGCCAUAGAUAUUCUUGUUAUAACAUGUUACGUUAAAAUACCAAGCGUUACGUUAUUCCCAUGAUGUUUGAAAAUAAAACAUGAAAGAAAAAUUGACAGCUCAUUCAGUCAAACUGACGGAUAAGCUUUAUUUGUAGGGCAACCGGAUUUGUAACGAUUCGCGAUUCGUUUCAGUCUUUUUAAAUGGAAGUUCCCCAAACCGGAAGUGCAACCCAUAAUUCGAAACGCAGUAUAGUCAGGAAUAAGGUGGAUAGGAUAUGUCAAUAAUUAUGUUCCUUAUUACAAUAAAAUCUAUUAAUACAUUUAAAUUUUUAUUUCCUAGCCCCUCCUGAUAAAACUCAUCAUGUGUCUUUGUAUACUCAAAACAGACUGUUAAAUUCAUUUCGUUGGGGUUGGCUGUAAAGCCUCAAAGAUUAAAUCUCUGCAACUGCUGUCAAAGGAUUACACAUCAAUUAAUAGGCCUACGCAUGGUUCCACAAGCCCCCGUUACUGAACUUUCAAAUCAUAAUUUCAUGAUACACAUUUAGUUGCACAUGGGGAAGCCCUCUAGGUUGUUAUAUCGAUCUGUAUUAUUAAAACAUGUACAAACUAUCAAAAUUUUAUCCUCAGUUGCUUUGCUGUGAGGCUGGGUUUUAAACCACUGGAGUUUAAACAGAUUUGUGUGGAGAUUUUUGUGGACCGAGAAAGUGAGGAAAUCCAGGUCAGUGAGUGUUUGGCGCCAUAUGGAGCUCUCACUGACAGCAGCAUCAUCAGAUUACCCUCCUGACGGACAAACAGAGGAUUCUUGAGGGAAAUACCAGCUUUCGAGUUGAAUUCAUAUGGCCUAUAGUAUAAGACUCCUUAUGCUCCUUUCUGUUUGACAUAUUAUAUGGACAUACUUAGCAAAUAAUGUAAUAGGCUGUGAAGCUGACCUACAAACUAGACAGCUAAAGAUGAGACAUCAAACAAAAGUAAAUGAAUACAUCUGAUCUGACAAUUUCCUGACAUUAAGCUAAUUUCACCACAUAAGUCUUGAUGCAAAAACUUGAGAAAAUGAGAUCCAUGCAGUCCAGCAAUGAUUAUAUCAGAGAUCAAAUUUGAAUAAGGAAUAGCAAAUUUAUUAAUUAAAAAUUAUAGAGACAAACAAAUUCAUUAAGUAAUUAAUAGUUAAUAAUAAAAUCCAGAGUAUGAUAUCUAAUAGAUGAUGAAGAAUAUACAGAAAGAAGGAACAAAAUUAAGACAUUUGCAGAAUGAAAUGAGAGAUAGAAGAGAAGAAGCAGAAGCAGACGAUGCAGAAGAGAUGCGAGAAGCAAAAAGAGCAAAGAAGAAGUAAAGAAAAGCAAAGAAAAAGCUAAACUAUCAAAGACCCAGUCCGUUUUAUACCAUUAGCAUAGGGAAACUUACAUCCUACUCAAACUUAUGUUUUGGUCUAAUAAAAAAAGGCCAAAUGGAUUUAUCCAUCAUGUCAUAGACUGGUCAGAUGUCAAAAAUAGAUGAAAAUAGAUAUAGGGGUUGUUUUGACACCCUUAAGGGAAUUUUGCAGAUCUUACAUUAUCACAUGUCAGCAGGAAUAGAAAUGGACAUAUUUUGAUACAAAAGUACAUCGAGUUCAAAUGAGCAACUAAUUCCGAAAACAUCGCUUUUGCGGUAGGCUACUUGGCAGGUGUCCAAUAUCUAACCACAAACGUGUCAUCAUGACCUGUCACAUUGGAACACUUUGAAGAACAAUUGAAUAUAGCAAGCAUAGAAGAAUAACCAUAAAGGAGUACAUGAAUAUAUGAAAUCAAAAGUAAUAUUGAUAAGCCAUAACUUAUUAACAUGAAAUAUGAAUAAAAUGCAUGAAUAUGAAUAUUGACCAUUUUGGAUCCACCAAGUCUCCUACUGUAAAUGCGUAAAAAAGAUACUGUACUGUAUACUGUAAAUGUAAAAAAAAAAAAAAAAAUGUACCCUCUUAUUUUAAAGGUGCAAUGUGUAAAUUUUAUUGACAGAAAUGCAAUAUAAUGUACAUAACUAUGUUUUGAGUGGUGUAUAAAGACCUUACAUAAUGAA